GGAUCAGACUAUGAGGUUGAAAACGAGGAUGAGGGUUGCGAAGUGAGACGACGUCAUGCGACUUCGAAUUCUUCCAAAGAGUCGCGCCGUGUAGCCAAUUUCAGUAAACUUUUGGGUCUGAAUCGCUCGUCAGACGAGGAGAGUGAGUAUGAGUCUGAAACUGAUGUUACGGUUCCCCUAACACCGCUACUGGAACACGAAGUUCUGGCUGGUCUGCCUACGUGGUUCGAUCGUCUCUUUGAAGGCUCGUUGCGACGUCAUCAUGUCACGGAGUGGCCACGCCAUCUCACCCUCUCCUUGUGA
This is a messenger RNA of Hydatigera taeniaeformis, 303 nucleotides long. Lineage: Eukaryota; Metazoa; Platyhelminthes; Cestoda; Cyclophyllidea; Taeniidae. The record is from the annotation of a GenBank genome assembly.